AUGGUCAGCUUGGCCACGUCCCAGGAUCGGAUAGCAGCUCAGAUGUUGGCUAUCAGCUCUGUGGUCUCUUCAUCUUUAGAGAGUUCAGGGAUUAGGAACCCUGGAGCUGGGGCACUCCGGAGUGCCCCUCGACUCACAAAGUGGCAAUGCAGGCAUGGCGCUUUGCUGGUCGUCCCUGGCAAACCCUUCCUGGCCCAGGUGUGGCUGUCGAGCCAGGGCAGGGACUGCCGGCCUCAGGUCACUCAGAAAGUUGGCUGGCCACGGCCGCACCUGAAGCCAGGUUCGCGGUCGGAGACAAAGCCCCGCGCAGAGCAGAGACACCAGGCGGGAGGCGGCGCGGGUCACCCGGACCAGCGGUGCAGGCGGAGGGCACCGUGGCGAGCAACGUGGAGCAAGCCGAGGGCCGAACAGCCUGCAGCUCCCGGAGGCACAGGCCCGGGUGCAGGGAGCAGCAGGCUCCCCAGAACUUUGCGGCGCCAGGACCUCGCCCUUACCUGCAGAGGCGGUGCUGCCCGCGCCAGCGAGGACCCGGCGGCUGACGCUCGGGUGAGGCGGCCCCGCCCAGCGCGGGGACCGUGGCGGGCCGGGUUCUGGCCGUGGCUCGGCUCGGCUCGGGCUGGGCUGGGGCUCCGCCUCCCGCGCCGCGGCUGCAGCCGGAGGUGGGGGGAGCCGGGCCGCGCCGUCUGGCGGCGGCAGGUGCUGAGGCUGCAGCUGUGGGGCCGCCAGCUGCCAGCGCGCGACCCCCGCCCGGGGAGGAGUCCACCGCGCCACCAACUGGAGCUCCGGAGGUCCCGGCCACCGCAGUGGGCGGUCCUGCUCCCACCCGGCCCUGCCUCCACCGACCUUCCCCGGCCACCCGCUGGGGCGCGCAGCGUCCGCCCAGUUCCCACGGGGACACUGAGGCCUGGAGAGGAAAGGGACUCCCCAAGGUCAUCCAGAACUGAAGUGAUAGCUGGGCCAGAGCUGUGACCCAAAACUACCCCCGCCUUCUCUCCCCUACAAACAAAUUAUGCGGGACCCUGGGGGAUGUGAAGGAUUUGUAAUCUCCUCUACCCCCUUCCCUAGCCCCAACCCCAAAGGACCCAAGCCAAGAGGAGUUGGAGGGGGUGGCAUUACGGACAACUUCCGUUGGUCUGCAAACUCUUUCCUUGCUGAGCCGGACGCUUUUCAGGCCCCUCCAGCCGUCCCUGUUGGUCACCUGAAGGGCUCUUCAAACCUGGAAGCCCUGAACUGCUGAGGAUCCUUGGAGCUCUAUGCUCAGAUCACUCCCCUGAGCAUUUCAUCUGAGCGGACUCCACUUCUACCGACUCUCUGUCCAGCAAACCCCAAUGUAUCUCUCUAAUCCAAUAACUUUCCAAGUUGAAUUAUCUAUUGAACACGUACCAGGCCCGCGUGUGUCAGACACUGGACAUACAGCUUCCAUAAAACUCAACCCCUGUCCUCAGGGAAGUACCAUCUAAUGGGCUCCAGGAACAGCAGCACCAUUCCAGGACACCAUGCCAGAUCCCGGCCUUUAUGCAGAAACUCUCCUGAGUGAUCCAUCUUUGAAAGUCUGGCUAUUCUGCUGGAUGUGUGACUCUUCAGCUGUGCUCCAAAUGCUGCUUGCUGGACAACUCCUGAAUAUUGUCCUGGUUCCCCAGGCUCAACAGAGCUCGCACCAAAGUCACAUCUUUUGCCCAAGUUAACUCCUCUGCGUGGUUUCCCUGUCUUUACUGGUGGUGAUACCAUCUUUCCCCAGACAUUUAAAUUAGAAACCAAAGGGAUGUUUUAGACUCUUCUCUCUUCCCGGCCCCCACACCCUGCUGGACAUUAAGACCAGUCAACUCUAACACACAUCUCCUCCUUUUCAUCUGGCUGUCCUUGCUGGAGCUGGAGCCUUGCUGAUUCUUGCCAAGGUUAGUGUCAUCUAUUUGCCAUGCAUCCUUCACACAUUGCCUAUGGUCUUUUACACCCACAAAUCUGCCACCAACUAAUGAAUGGAUUAAAAAAAGAUAUUUUUAAUACAAAGGAGCACUACUCAGCCAUAAAGAAAGAUAAACUUGAGACAUUUCUAGCUAAAUGGAUGCACCUUGAGACCAUACUCUUCAGUGAAAUAAACUGGACACAUAUGUGUAAAUUCUGGGGUGAGAAACUGAACAUGUAAAUAAGAACCAAAAUGUCUAAUAGAUAUUGUGAAAUAGGCAGAAAUUGUUCAAAAGGAAAGGGGAUCUAGGGGAAAGGGAGAAGGUAAGGAAGGGAGAGAAAAGAAAAAAAUGAGAAAAGAGGGCUAAACUGAAAACAAAGUUUUGUAAAUAAGGAGGGGAAGAGAGUGAAGGGGAAGGGGAAUGGGAGAAAAAAGAGGCAUCAAGAUAAUCACAUAGAGGUGCAAAUUCCCCAUGAUGAAUGUAACCAAUAUGUAUAUCUAAAUUAUACCAAUAAACUUAAUUUUUAAAAAGCUCCACAAA
Messenger RNA from Cavia porcellus (domestic guinea pig), 2444 nucleotides. RefSeq lists its product as uncharacterized. The record is from RefSeq and is a predicted model, not a curated record. The transcript has 5 exons. The coding region runs from base 1 to 969 and encodes 322 amino acids. Lineage: Eukaryota; Metazoa; Chordata; Mammalia; Rodentia; Caviidae.